Messenger RNA from Theileria orientalis strain Shintoku, 2130 nucleotides. RefSeq lists its product as uncharacterized. Gene Ontology annotation, molecular function: 3'-5'-RNA exonuclease activity. Gene Ontology annotation, cellular component: mitochondrion. NCBI's taxonomy places the organism in Eukaryota, Apicomplexa, Aconoidasida, Piroplasmida, Theileriidae. The transcript is spliced from 5 exons. Gene Ontology annotation, biological process: nuclear-transcribed mRNA catabolic process, deadenylation-dependent decay. Bases 1 to 2130 code for a protein of 709 amino acids. The record is from RefSeq and is a predicted model, not a curated record.
AUGAACCUAUUUCAACUUUGUACCGUUGUCGUUUCCUUACAUUGGAUUUUUGUUAAGUAUUUUAGUCUGAGUGUGAUACUUUAUUUCAUGUAUACAGGCUCUAGCUUACAUGGUUACAGAAAUAGAGUCUUGUCAAACUGCCUUACCCAUAAUAGAGUAAAAAGACUGCCUGUAAAAAAUAAUUUGUUGUUCUUAUCGAACAUUAGAACAUAUUUUAAUGAAAAACCAAGGAAUAGGUUGAUAAAUACCAUAAGAUCAAGCACACUAGUUCGCGAGUUAAUUCCGAACUUGAUAGGACCAGUAAGAGAAAAGAGCUUGAUCAGCAAAGCAAUAAACCUGAACGAGUGGACUCAGCAAAAUACAGAAUCGGAAAGUCAAUCACGAGAUAUGUCAGAAAACAACUACGCAAUAGCGAGGAUACCAGAGGAGGGGACCAAAUUGUACCUAACAGUGUUCUGGAAUCAGCAUAAGCUGAAGCUGGAGAGGGAGAAGAACGAAACAAUAGGUUCGACAAUCGCAAGGCUGAAGAGGAAUCUCUACAAGGCGGAGAGCGGAAGAGAUACGAAAAAUAGAGGAGGCUACGUGGAGGAGGAGUCGGAGCACGCAGUGUCCUUCCUGACGAACCUGUUCAAAACGUUCGACGAGGACUCGAACUGCGAAGACACGAUCAUGAAGUCGUCGUUCAUAUCGAUCAACGGAAACCUGCUGAAGCUGUACACGAACAUCCCGAAGCUGGAAAAGGUGAAGCUGCUGCACACGUCGAUGGUGGACUGCCCGGCACUGGUGGUGGCGAAGGACGAGGAGGACAAGAUAUACGCGCGAGUGGCAGUGGAGUGGCUGGACGCUGAGGGGAACCUGCUGGGAAACAACCUGCUCUACAUGCCGAGUCUGGCGGACCUGGGCAAGAAGAUAAAGGUGCGAGUGACGAACGAGCUGAUGAAGUACGACGUGUUCGAGUCGAACCUGUCGAAGGUGGAGGUCUCGCCAUUCUGCGGAUGGCAGCUGGAGCGAAUCAGCAGCUUUAACGCGGCGCCCAAAAACAGGGUUAACCCGGAGCUGCAGGACCAGGAGGACGACGUGAGAAUAGUGUCAUUCAACAUACUCUCGCCCACGUACCUGUCCUCGACGGACUCGACGUCAAACUUCUUCCCCUACUGCCCGACGGAGUACAUAGAGUCGAACUACAGAAACCAGCUCAUCGGAAGGGAAAUAAACUACCUGAACCCGCAAAUACUGUGCCUGCAGGAGUGCUCGGCAAAGGUGUACUCGGAGUACCUAAGCUACCUCUUCGGGGCGAAGUACCACUCCUGGUUCACAAUUAAGGGAGGGAAGGCGGGCGAGGGCUGCGCAAUGCUCGUGAACAGGAGCGCCUUUGAGCCGCUGGAGCUGGCAGGGAUGUACUUCAAGGACGCAAUGAGGACGGAGGAGUAUAAACCGGUCAUCCAAAGACUGUGCACGAACUGGUUGUUUUUCAACGACAACUAUUUCGACAAGUACCACACGGUGUACCAGUUUGGCCUAUAUCGCAUCAAAAGCAACGACAAGUUCGUCUUCCUGGCGAACACGCACCUGUACUUCCACCCGAUGGCGAGUCACAUAAGACUGCUGCAGACGUACGUUCUGCUGAACGAGCUGGAGAAGUUUAAAGUGGCAGUGAGCAGAAAGUACGGCUUCGACAUCAGCGGAGACUCGUACACGCUCAUCUGCGGCGAUUUCAACUCCUUUCCCAACGAGUCGAUACACACCUUCGUGAGAAAGGGCUUUAUACCGUACGAUCAUCCGGACUGGAAGCUAGGUGAGACGUUCGUUUACGACAAGAAUCUGAUGGUACCCCAGGGGUACAGGUCGGUCAAGGGAGACUUUGAGGAGGGGCCCGGGCCGUUUGACAAGCACAACUACCUCAUAGUCGACAACUAUCAGGGCUACACGGACUCGUACGCGCAAACGCCCCUGGAGUUCACGAACUACUGCGAAGUGUUCAACGGCACGCUGGACUUCAUAUUCCACUCAAACAACGUAAAGGUUAAGAGGACCAUGCCGGGAAUAUCAGCUGAGGACGCAUCGGAGUACAUAGGACUGCCCUCAAAACUGUACCCGUCGGACCACUUAUCGAUUGCCGUAGAUUUUUAA